AGCAGAUCCUCGUCCACCCAUGUUCCUCCGCAGCAGCGUUCUCCUCGCCUUUGCCGCUUCUGCCAGCGCCUUCCUUCCUGCUCCUGCUCCUUCUCUCCGUGCUACCUUCCCCUCCCACGCUUCUCUCUCUUCCCGAUCGAUCUCUCUUCGUGGAGGAGCUGCCCAGAGCAAGAUGAUUGACAUCACUCCCAACGUUUCUUUCGACACCAUUGCUCGCGAGUGGAGGUGCAAGUGGUCUGCUGACGCCGACAAGAAAUCUCUUGUUGAGGCUCAGAAUGCUCUCAACGAAAUUCUCGCUGAGGUCAAGAAGGUCGAUGGCGUUAAGAGCGUUCAGCGCGUUGUUUGCGGUGGAUGCCUUGACUUCAAGAUCAUCACUGCUCUCGAGGCUGACAAAUAUGGCAAGUGGGAGGAGGCCAAGUUCGCCCCUGAGGAGAAGUUCCUGGCCAAGAUCAAGGGAAUCCAGGGAAUCUCUCAGGUCGAGACUCAGACCUUCACCUUGAUGCCGAUGUAAAUAUCUGGUUCAUGAUGGAAUAAAUCUUUGAUGGAAAGCACAAGA
Molecule: messenger RNA, 556 nt
Organism: Guillardia theta CCMP2712
Lineage: Eukaryota; Cryptophyceae; Pyrenomonadales; Geminigeraceae
Exons: 3
Coding region: 20-511 (163 amino acids)
Source: RefSeq, a predicted model, not a curated record